Messenger RNA from Insectozyma verbasci, 893 nucleotides. The record is from the annotation of a GenBank genome assembly. Lineage: Eukaryota; Fungi; Ascomycota; Pichiomycetes; Serinales; Debaryomycetaceae.
AUGGUAAGUUUGUGUUAAUAGUUCUAUUGGUAGCAGCCCCAUUCCAAAUAUAGGCAAUUUUUGUACUGCCUUAUUUUUAUUAUAUAUUUUUUUUUUUAAUUUUUUUUUUCAACAUAUAUAAAUAUAAUUUUAUUUCCCACCCCAAAUUGAUAUUUUGUUUUACUUAGGUUAUUGCAGUUAUGUUAAGAGAAUAUAAAUUAGUUGUUGUUGGUGGUGGUGGUGGUGUUGGUAAAUCAGCAUUAACUAUACAAUUGAUUCAAUCUCAUUUUGUGGAUGAAUAUGAUCCAACAAUUGAAGAUUCUUAUCGUAAACAAUGUACAAUUGAUCAAGAACAAGUACUUUUAGAUAUAUUAGAUACCGCAGGACAAGAAGAAUAUUCAGCAAUGAGAGAACAAUAUAUGAGAACAGGUGAAGGUUUUUUGUUGGUUUAUUCUAUAAAUUCAAGAAAUUCAUUAGAAGAAUUACAAUCAUUUUAUGAACAGAUUUUACGAGUAAAAGAUCAAGAUCAAGUUCCAGUCUUGGUAGUCGGUAAUAAAUGUGAUUUAGAAAUGGAGAGACAAGUUUCUUAUGAAGAAGGUUUACAAUUGGCAAAUUCAUUUGGUUGUCCAUUUUUAGAAACUUCAGCAAAGCAAAGAAUUAAUGUUGAAGAAGCAUUUUAUGAUUUAGUAAGAUAUAUUAGAGAUUCAAAUAAGAAAAUUGAACAAGAAAAGAAUCAAGCAGAAAAUAAAAAUGAAGAAACUUCAAAUAUAAAUAAUAACGGAGCAAUACUGAGUAAUCAAAAUCAAAAACAACAACAACAAAAAACACAACAAGCAACUUCACAACGAAAGCAACAACAAUCAAGUACUAAACCUGAAGGUAAAGAAAAAUCAGGUUGUUGUGUGAUAGUUUAG